Pectinophora gossypiella (pink bollworm) is the source of this 1273-nucleotide messenger RNA. RefSeq lists its product as uncharacterized. The transcript is spliced from 2 exons. The record is from RefSeq and is a predicted model, not a curated record. Gene Ontology annotation, biological process: proteolysis. Gene Ontology annotation, molecular function: aspartic-type endopeptidase activity. Bases 158 to 1168 code for a protein of 336 amino acids. NCBI's taxonomy places the organism in Eukaryota, Metazoa, Arthropoda, Insecta, Lepidoptera, Gelechiidae.
AAAUCAUCAUGAAAACAAAACUACUUUCAUACGUUGUUACAACUGCGGAGAUAAGGGUCAUUCAUCGACGGAUUGUCCUAACAAAAGUAAGGGGGCAAAAUGCUACAAGUGCAAUGAGUUCGGACAUAUUGCUACAUCAUGCAAAAAUAAGACGGAAAUGACGAAUAACAGCCAAUCGCGAAGCAACGGAAAUUAUAAGGCAUCAUGGAAUUUCGGAAGACCGAAUGUGAACGGAAGAUCGCAGUGGCGCCAAUCUUAUCAAUCUCAGAAUGAACCAGCGUCAAGUGCGACAACUUCAAGAAAUACAACGGCGAUGUUCGGAGCGAUGGAAUCGGCGAAACUCAUUUCAAGCGAAUACGAUGACAGCGGUGAUGGCGGCAAUAUGCAAAAUCAAGCUGACAACUUUGACGUUAGAAAGAAUGAAUGUAUGGAGCGGAAUGUCAAGAUGACGUCUUCAUUUUUGAACGAGAGCGAGAUAUGCGUAUCCGAUGUUUCAACAAACAAGAUUGAGGUUAUGAAAAACGAAAUUAUUGCGCGUAAGCCGGAAAAAAAUAUUGAACUGUGCGGUAAACAAAUAAAUGCAUUAAUCGAUUCGGGUAGUGACAUGAACUUGAUACGUGAUGACUUUUGUUCAACGAUUUGUGUGGAGAAAUACGACGAAAACAUAACAAUGCGUGGACUUGGCGAUUCGUGUGUAAGAUCUUUGGGACUUAUUAAGAUAGAUUUCUGUGUAGAUGAUCGUAAAUAUUAUCAAGUGACCUUUCAUAUUGUUCCAAAAGAGUGUAUGCCAUAUAAAUUGAUAAUUGGUCAAGAAUUUUUGAAAACUGUAGUAAUGGUUAUGAAAGAAGGAUCAGUGUGGUUAUUUCCGAAAGACGAAGAGUGGUUGACGAAUGUUAAUUGUUUUCCUUGCACUGUUGAUCUAUUAGGUACCGUCAGCGAUCCAGUUCUGAAACAAGAAGUUAUCAAGUUAGUAGAAAAUUACCAGCCAAAGCAGACUAAAGAAGUACCAGUGGAAUUGAAGAUCAUUCUCAAGGACGACAUACCUGUGGCACAGCGACCGCGGCGUGUUUCUGUUAAGGAGCAAGAAGAAGUCGACAAGCAGAUAGAACAGUGGUUGAAAGACGGAAUUAUAAAGCAGAGAACGAAGAAGAGGCGGUUCAGCGUUUAACAGAAGUACUUCAGAUUGCAUCAGAAUAUGGACUGAAUAUUAAUUGGCAAAAAUCACAACUUAUGGUGAAGAAAGUAGAAUACCUUGGACAUGUUAUACAGAAUG